AUGAGCAUCCACUCCGUCGACUAUGCGCAGCGCGCCCCCCAACCAGAUACCCUUCAAGUGGUGGACCUUGAGGCUGGUCCCCAAUCGCCAAGCUCCCCGAUCUCGCCCAUGAGAAGGGAGGGGUCCGUUACGGACGCGUUCACCACCGCGGCAGCCAGAGUCAACUCCACCGAUACAGCCAAACGCCGAGCGCGACGCUCUAAUACUGCACGAUCGUACCAUCCGGAUGGAUUUUUGAGUGAAGUCAAUUGGCAGCCAGGUACAGAACCGGGUAUCGACCCCACAAAACCUCUGCCCCCAUACAGCUCGGAAUGGGCGUCGAACGUGCCGGGCGACCUACAGCGAGAGAGCGAGAUUACAGUGGUGGACUUUUCCCAACAUGAAAUGCGACAAUAUGAGCUCGACAACGAGACACUCCCGCAAUUCCUCUCUCGCGAGCGAGAGCCUUGGGUACAAUGCCGGUGGAUCAAUGUGAAUGGAUUGAGCUGGGACGUGAUCAAAUGCGUCGGUAGUCAUAAGGGACUCCACCGACUGGCGAUCGAGGAUAUCGUGCACACUAGCAAUCGGACAAAAGCCGAUUGGUACUCAGACCACGCCUUUAUCGCCCUAACGUUGCAGAAGCUGGUGAAACUGCAAGAGGCAGAUAGCAGUGACUCGGAGGACGAGGGUAAUGGGCAAGAAUGGGGCGGCAAGGAGCGUAAAAGCUCUGUUGCGAGCGACAAGAGCUCGGUGUCGAUGAAACGUUUGACCAAGCGACGUCUUAUAUUCGAGGCUCUGAAAGAUAUCUUCCGAUCCAAAACGCCCUCAAAGGACCAAAAGGAGAAGGCGACGGUUGGGGCCAGCGUUCGUCCUGGUCCAGGACGACCAACUUCAAAACGGGCCUCCCAGUUUGGGAAUGUUGCUCCUCCUCGGGCCGCUACAGCUAGAACCCUGCAGCGAUUCCGUGGUGGCCCGAAUGAGGAUCGAAUUGAUUUUAUGGAACGACACGCUGUGCUGGCUUCGAAAGGACUCUGUGUCACUUUGGAGCAAGUUUCCGUUUUUCUACACGCUGACAACACCGUCACAUCGUUCUUCGAAAACAGUGCGGACGAUAUCGAGGCUCCUAUUGUCCGACGUCUGAGCUCACCGGAGACGAUUCUCCGACAGUCAUGCGAUGCUAGUAUGCUUCUGCAAGCCAUUCUUGAUGCAGUCAUCGAUCUUGCUAUUCCAGUCACUAUGGCCUAUCAAGAUGCAAUCGGAGAUCUCGAGCUCGAAGUGUUGACUGAUCCGGAUAUCGACCAGUCGAAAAGCCUCUAUAUCCUGACAUCUGAAAUUGCGGUGCUGCGAAAUUCGAUGCAGCCAAUGGUAGCAGUGAUCAACGCACUCCGUGAUCAUCGAUCUGAACCUAUUGGUACCCCAGGCUUUGGCGCCCUGCGAAAAGGGAUGUUCAGUCCGACUUCUACCCCCGGUGAACUCGACCUCCCACCACCUCCUGCCACAAUUGGUACUAUUACACCCAACCUAAAGAGCUUCGGAGGCUCGAGUGUCACGAUUAGCUCGAUGUGUCAUACCUAUCUCGGAGAUGUCCUCGAUCAUUGUAUCACUAUCGUGGAGGGAUAUGAUCAAAUGCGGCGCGCCGCAGAUAACAUGAUUGAUCUCAUUUUCAACACUAUCGGAGCCUACCAGAAUGAGAGCAUGAAGCAGCUGACCAUUGUCACUUGUCUGUAUCUUCCAAUGACCUUUUUAACGGGUUACUUUGGAAUGAACUUUACAGACUUUGCAGGCAUCGAGCAUAGUGACUCAUACUUUUGGAAAAUCGCUGUUCCCUUCGUCUUUGUGACAACUCUGCUUCUCAUGCGUGAUAAAAUCCAACGUUAUGUCGUCAUGCUCGCGCAGAGACGACUCAUUGUUAGCUCCAGGAAGCAGAGGCGGGAGAGGAAGAAAAGGUGA
Messenger RNA from Penicillium cataractarum, 1929 nucleotides. Its product is annotated as putative CorA family metal ion transporter. The transcript is spliced from 4 exons. Gene Ontology annotation, molecular function: magnesium ion transmembrane transporter activity; cobalt ion transmembrane transporter activity; magnesium ion binding. The record is from RefSeq and is a predicted model, not a curated record. Gene Ontology annotation, biological process: metal ion transport; transmembrane transport. NCBI's taxonomy places the organism in Eukaryota, Fungi, Ascomycota, Eurotiomycetes, Eurotiales, Aspergillaceae. Bases 1 to 1929 code for a protein of 642 amino acids. Gene Ontology annotation, cellular component: membrane.